GCGCGGCAGUUGCAGCUGCAGCUGUCAAUCUCAGCACAGUGCCCAGCCCUGGCCCUGAGCGCUUGGAAGAUGGACUCGGUGGUGUUGAAGGAAGUGGCUGUGAAAUUCAGUCCAGAAGAGGAGGCUUUGCUGGACCCAGCGCAAAGGGACAUCCACAGAGAUGUAAUGGUGGCAUCGAGCAGUAACCUGGCCUCGCUGGAUGGCCACAGUCAAGAUGAUGUGGGAGGACCCAGCCCCCAGCAGCAUCAUGUGGAGCAUGAGAUUCCCAACAAUGAUAAAAUCAUCACACUCAACAGAAACCGUUCCUGGUCCGUCCUCAGAAAAACCUGUGAAGGCGCUGGCUCUGGACAUGGGCAGCAGGAUCAGGAGAUGCCUCUGAGUGGCCCUUUGGGGGACAGGCUCUGUGAAGGAAAUGAAGGACCUCAAGAUGAAGGAGGUUCGGGCCAGACAGAGAGGCCUACUGUGUGCAGCAGUGUUCCCACUGGAGGCGAAGCCAGGGAGUGCGCUACCUGUGGGAAAGCUUCUGAGAACCAACAAGGGCCUCGGCCUGGACACAGGCCACAUCCCUGUGAGGAGUGUGGACAAGCCUGCUGUUGUGUCUCAUGCCUAUACCCUCGCAAAACUGUCAUUGUGGAAGGACCUAACCUGCGUAAAAAGUCUGAGAAAGUGUCCGUGGAAAGCAUGCAAAGUCCUAGUCCUAAAAGGUCUCUGGAAUGUAAGAAAUGUGGGCAAGUUUUCUCUUGCUCAUCCUCUUUUAAGGGACACAUGAAAGGUCACAGAGGAGAGAAAAGCCAUGUGUGUGACAUCUGUGGGAAAACCUUCAGCUUCUGCUCCUACCUCAAACGACACAGGAGAACCCACACUGGAGAGAAACCCUACAAAUGUAAGGAGUGUGGGAAAGCCUUCCGCUCCCACUCCUACUUCCGAGACCACGUGAGGACGCAUAGCGGCCACAGACUGUACGAGUGCGAGCGCUGUGGGAAAGCCUUUGGCUGUUACUCUUCUUUCCGUGAUCACGUCCGGAUGCACACUGGAGAGAAGCCAUAUGAGUGCCAACACUGUGGGAAAGCCUUCGGCUGUUACUCGUCUCUUAGAGAACAUGGGAGGUCACACAGUGGACAGAAGCCCUAUGCCUGCAAGGAGUGUGGCAAAGCUUUCAGGUAUCCCUCAUCCCUGAGAACGCACUCGAGGACCCACAAUGGGGAGGAGUCUCGACUGUGUGAGCAGUGUGGGAAGACCUUCAGCUGCCGCAUCUACUUCCAAAGGCACCUGAAGACGCACAGCGGCGAGAGACCGUAUAAGUGUGCGCAGUGCGGCAGGGCCUAUGGCUUCUUUGCAUCCCUUUGUAUCCACGUGAGGACACACACUGGGGAAAGACCUUUUGAAUGUACACAGUGUGGGAAAAGCUUUGGCUGUCAGUCUUCCCUUCGAGAACAUGUCAGGACCCACAGCGGAGAGAAACCGCACCUGUGUGAGCUGUGUGGGAAAGCCUUCAGCCACCCUCAGUAUUUUCAGAAGCACAUGAAAUCACACAAGGAUGGGAAACAGUACGAGUGCAGCAGAUGUGGAAAAGCCUACCGCUGUGCCUCGUCCCUCCGUAUACAUGUGAGGGCACACACCGGAGAGCGGCCUUAUGAAUGCAAGCUAUGUGGGAAACCCUUCAAGUGCCAUUCGUCCCUUCGAGGACAUGUGAAAAUACAUGCCAGAGAGGGCCUAUAAGAAGACCUUGGAGCCAGGAAUCACAGUACCUGCCUUUAAGUCUAGCACUAGCACGUGGGAAGAAGAGGCAGGCGGAUCUGUGAGGAUUGUUUUGUUUUGUUGUGUUUUUCCUGUAGCCCCAGCUGUGACCUGGAACAUGCUAUGUAGACCAGGCUAGCCUCAAUCUCACAGAGAUCCACCUACCUCUCCCUCACGAGUGUUGGGAUUAAAGGUGUACACCAUCCCACCCAACCUGAUACUUGACUUAUUUUAUACAUGAAACCUCAGAGGACAGAAACCCUUGAAGUAAUUUUUGAGACAAGAUCUCACUAUUUAGGCCAGGAGAGCUUCAAACUGGAGAUCCUCCUGCCUCUGUCUCCUGAAUCCCAGUAUUUCACGUGUGCACUAGCACACCUAGCCUUCUCAGUUUUUAAAAAGUGGGUUUUUUUUUUAGUCAUUUUUAUUUUAUGUGCAUGAGUGUUUUGCCUGCAUGUAAGUGCACCAUGUGCGUGCAAUGCCCACAGAGACCAGAAGAUGGCGUUAGGCCCCCUAGAACUGGAGUUACAGACAGUUAGCUGCUGUGUGGUUGCUGGGAACAGAAUCCAGGUCCUCUGCAAGAGCAGCCAGUGCUCUUAACUGCCGGGCGGGCUCUCCUGCUCCCUUAUCAAAGGUGAGCAUGACAUCGCCUUCACUUUCCUUUUUAUCCGUUCUUGUCACUGUUGAGGAUCCCACUGACGGCUAGUCACAUACACUAGACAAGUGCUUUACCACUGAGCCCCAGCCCCAGCUCAGCCCUGGCAUGACCUGUCUUAUUGGGCAUUGCUAGUGUUUUAAUUUCUUUUUAUGUAUCUGAUAAAACUACCUAAU
Nannospalax galili (Upper Galilee mountains blind mole rat) is the source of this 2565-nucleotide messenger RNA. RefSeq names its product zinc finger protein 77 (gene Znf77). Gene Ontology annotation, biological process: regulation of transcription by RNA polymerase II. The coding region runs from base 70 to 1719 and encodes 549 amino acids. The transcript has 4 exons. The record is from RefSeq and is a predicted model, not a curated record. Lineage: Eukaryota; Metazoa; Chordata; Mammalia; Rodentia; Spalacidae. Gene Ontology annotation, molecular function: DNA-binding transcription factor activity; RNA polymerase II cis-regulatory region sequence-specific DNA binding.